Molecule: messenger RNA, 2125 nt
Organism: Linum trigynum
Lineage: Eukaryota; Viridiplantae; Streptophyta; Magnoliopsida; Malpighiales; Linaceae
Source: the annotation of a GenBank genome assembly
UGCAAUAAACACCAAAUCCAAUUCGCUUACUAGCUAGCCUGCAGAGAUCACUACGCUGAGUUACGUUGCAUUAUUUUUCCAAUCGAUAUAGCCAUGUUGGCAACCACCAUCAGGAAUUGGAGAUGGUCACCAAAACUGCCGAUCAUCAAGAGUACAAUUGGAUCCUCGGGACAGAAGAAAUGCAUGGCAUCUGCCACUGCUCCCAAACUGGCCCCGCCUAGUAAUUCAUCAUCUCCUACAAACAAUAGUGCCCCAUACAACAAGUAUGCUUUGACGGGUGAGUACGCGCCGGUGUACAUAGUGAUGGGAUUUGUUUCGAUAGCGGUAGCAAUCGGGGUUCACACGGCGAAGCAGCAGCUGGUGCACUCUCCUGGGGUGAGCCUGAGGAAGACGAGGAGGGGAUCGAUGUCGGAGGCCGACCGGCCCGAUCUGGCAACGACCAACGGCCAGAACUUCCUCAACAAAUCCUUCCUCCGCAAAGUUGGUCACAUUCAGCAACAGGACAAACACUGAUGACAAUCCUGCUAGAGCUGCUGCUGGGGGAUCAAACGUCUUAUAUAUGUCGUUGUUAUUAUGUUAUCAUCAUGGAUUAUUGCGAUUACACAUACAUGAAUGUGUGUCAUUCUCCUUAUUGGCUCAACGAUGUUAAAGUUUCUGGCAUUUUGUUAAAUGAGAAUGAUGUUAAAUUUUGUUAGAUGAGAAUUAUAUUUGCACAGGAAAACACGUUCAUCGUGAUCCUAAAAAAUCAACAUGUUUUUCGGGGAAAAAUUGGGUUCAAAAUAUACCGCCAUAUACUAUAAUGGUAAAUUGUGGUGAAAGGUUGUAGAUAGUUGUUAGUAUAUUUCUACCGUAAUGUAUACCAUCAUUCUACACUGUGGUAUAUUCAUAUCAUCAUAAUACACUUUCAUAUUACCAUGAUAUAAUUUAUGUGUACUACUAACUUUACCAUAAUGAUAUAUAGUGAUAUAAUUAAUAUUUCUAAAAUUUUUUAUUUUAAGAUACAUCAAAAUGGAUCUCAUUUUGAAUAAUAUAAGUUUCUUAUUUAUCGGUGCAAAAAACUGAAUUUCGAAUUAAAAUGAAGGACCGUUCUGGACAUUCUCUCUCUACCUUUCCUUUUUGAAAUUUGCUCUGCCUUCUCUCUUCUUCUAGUCUUCCUUUUCUGAUUUCAGGGGCUGCCGCCGGCUCCUUUUAGGUGACCGGCGGUGGCCCAAAAUUUUUAUUUUCCUAUUUUUUUUGUUUCUUUAUCAUGCUUUGUUCCUUUGCCUAAGUCCUAGGCAGUUUUCAAUCGGAUUUCCAUCCGUUGUGGCUUUCAGUUUUUUCCUUUCCAGUCGAGCUAUGACUCUUCUUUCAGAUCUAGGUUCUCGGUUCUUGGGCUUGCUCGUCGUAGCAGUUGGAGUCUGCAACUUGGGAGCCUCUUCCAGAUCUGGAUGGUGGGGUAGUCCCUCGUUGGUGGCCUCAUCUUCAAGAUGAAGCCAUUGUCUUCUUUUCCUCUCCGACCUCCCUAGGUGUUUGAGUGGCUUGGUGAGCCGUCGGAUGGUGGUGGGUUGGGUCUUCUCCGGUGGUUACGGUUGGGAAUCGGUGUUUUUCGUGGAGUUUGUGGCUACCUUGGGAGCUUCUGCUCUUCUUCGAGCCUAAUCUCUCUGCCUCGGCCUCCUCUGCCUCUUCAGUUUGGAGCAAUCUGGUUCAUAUCCUUUUCCACCGCCACGCAAUCUAGUUUCUAGAUUCACUGUGAUGGAUGCCUUUGAGUUUUCCCCAGGAGGCGGCACAUGGAGUGAUGAUGUUCACCUACCAUGGAUUUCAAUAUGAUCGGACAAGCUGAUUGUGGUUUUGUUGCACUUUGAUUGGUUGUUUGCUAGAGAGAUUCAUGAUGAUCUUUUUUCGGUCAAGGGUUUUGCUCUUUUGGGUGGUUGCUUGCAGAAUGUGUUAUGUUCUUUAUUGUUGCAUUUUGUCUUACACAACUUUGUUUGUAACCGAAUGCCCUUGGGCUUCCUCUUGUUGGAACCAGAUUGUUGGUUCGUUCUCCCUCUUUGUAACUGACCGGUUUUAAGUGCAAUAAAAUCCCCCUUUGUCAAAAAAAAAAUGAAAGAUAUAACCCUUUAAAUUUUAAUAAAGAAAGUCAUACGUG